Messenger RNA from Siniperca chuatsi (mandarin fish), 7871 nucleotides. It is a transcript of the gene abca3b, whose product is annotated as ATP-binding cassette, sub-family A (ABC1), member 3b. The record is from RefSeq and is a predicted model, not a curated record. The coding region runs from base 529 to 5655 and encodes 1708 amino acids. Gene Ontology annotation, cellular component: membrane; intracellular membrane-bounded organelle. Gene Ontology annotation, biological process: lipid transport; transmembrane transport. The transcript is spliced from 32 exons. Gene Ontology annotation, molecular function: ABC-type transporter activity; ATP hydrolysis activity; ATP binding. NCBI's taxonomy places the organism in Eukaryota, Metazoa, Chordata, Actinopteri, Centrarchiformes, Sinipercidae.
AGUGUUUUGUUGACUGUUGUCGCUGCAUUUUGCACGAUGAAUUCACGGGCUUAUCCAGCGGCUGGUGCAAUGUCAUCGCCUCGCUAGAAGGCAGCAAACUGGAGGGGGAAAAACCUGGAGCGGGCUGCAGACGUCCUUAGCUUCACUAACGCUGGCCGAGCCUCGACAGUGUGAAGGAAGAAGCCCCGCAGUGAUGGUUUUGUAAUCGGUUUAACACAAAAAGGAGGAAUUGUUUUCACCUCCCAGAAGAGACCACAGCUCGUGAAGUUCAUAUGCCGAAACCUGCUUUUUGUUGAGCAUUCAUCAGAAUCCUUGAUUGACAAGCAGGCCGAUUGUCCAAUCAGGAGCACCGGAAUGCUGCGUUGGCCCAAUCACAGAAGAGCAAGGCAGAUUUCCGUUUAUAAGGAAAAAAUUCACGUUUCUAAAGGCUUGUGUACGUUUAUUGUUUGCUAGAACCUACUGACAGAGAAAUGGGCGCUCUAACCACUGUAGAAAGCUGACUGGACUGUGUUCUGUCCACUGUUAAAAAUGGCUAUCAUGCGUCAAUUUGGGCUGCUGGUUUGGAAAAACUAUCUUCAGCAGAAACGUCAAAUCCUGGUAACUCUGGUGGAGAUACUCCUGCCUCUGCUCUUCUCCGGCAUCCUCAUCGUGCUACGUCAGAAGGUGCCUUUUAAGGAUUACCCAAAUGCCACGGUCUACGAGAGCUACACUGUCGACGCACUACCCAAGAUGUUAAUGGAAAAAUUACAGCUGGCCUAUGUGCCUGGUAACUCCAGCGUGGUGCGUCAGGUGGCAGAGGAUGUGCGAGGCAGCCUGUCCCUCUCCUCAGUGCGUGGCUUUGAGACUGAGGAGCACUUUGAGGACUAUGUGAGAAAUGACCCUCUGUCAGGAAAGCUGCUGGCUGCUGUGGUGUUUGAGCACCCCUUCACUCAUGAUGAUGAACCUCUGCCCAUAAAGGUGAGCUACCACCUGCGUUUCACCUUCACCCCACGUUACGCCCCACCCAAGGAGAGGUCAGAGCUGAACCCGAACAAUGACCUGGACUGGCACACGCUCAGCCUCUAUCCCCUGUUUCAACUGCCAGGCCCGAGGGAGCAGUAUGACAAGGAGGGGGGCACGCCUGGUUAUUUCCGAGAGGGAUUCCUGGCCGUACAGCAUGCAGUGGACCGAGCCAUCAUGCGCUCUUACAACAGAACAGCUGCUGCCUCUCUGCUGCGACCAAUCAGAGUGGUCCUGUCGCGGUUUCCUUACCCUCCCUUUAUAUAUGACGUUUUCAUCUUGGCCAUUCAGAACCAACUGCCUCUACUACUGGUGCUCAGCUUUACCUACACCUCCCUCAACAUAGUACGAGCUGUGGUGCAGGAGAAGGAAAGGAAGCUGAAGGAGUACAUGAGGAUGAUGGGUCUCAGCAACUGGCUCCACUGGAGCGCCUGGUUCCUUAUGUUCUUCCUCUUCCUCUCCAUUUCGGUCUUUUUUGUCACUCUGCUGCUCUGUAUCCAGGUGAGCCCUAAUGGAGCAGUGCUGACCUACAGCGACCCCACGCUGGUCUUUGUCUUCCUGCUCCUCUUCACCGUGGCCACCAUCAACUUCAGCUUCAUGAUCAGUACCUUCUUCUCACGAGCCAAUGUGGCAGCGGCAGCAGGCGGCUUCAUCUAUUUCCUGAGCUACCUGCCUUAUUUGUUCCUGUGGCCACGCUACGACUUACUGAGCCAUGCCCAGAAAGUGUCAGCCUGCCUCAUCUCCAACGUGGCCAUGGCAAUGGGAGCUCAACUCAUGGGAAUGUUUGAAGGCAAAGGUACAGGAAUCCACUGGUCAAACUUGUUUGACUCUGUGACGGUGGAUGAUGACUUCUCCCUGGCCCAGGUGUUGGGCUUGCUGCUGUUUGACUCUGUGCUCUAUGGGUUGGUGGCCUGGUACAUGGAGGCAGUUUUUCCUGGGGAGUAUGGAGUGCCUCGACCGUCUUACUUCUUUGUACUGCCUUCAUACUGGUGCAGCAGUCCUCGCAUGGCUUUGGUGAAUGAGAAAGAGGAAGAGGAGGAUGCAGAAAAGGCUCUGAAAGGGGAGUUUAUAGAAGAGGAGCCAGCUGGACUUGUCUCUGGGAUCAAGAUUAAACACCUCGCUAAGGAAUUCAGAGUGGGCAACAAGACACGGCAGGCUGUGCGGGAUCUUACACUGAACAUGUUCGAGGGACAGAUCACGGUGCUGCUAGGACACAACGGUGCUGGGAAGACCACGACACUGUCCAUGCUGACAGGGCUGUAUCCCCCCACCAGUGGCAGGGCCUAUAUCAAUGGUUACGACAUCUGUCAGGACAUGGCUCUGAUCCGCCGCAGUCUGGGACUCUGUCCCCAGCACGACGUACUGUUUGAUAACCUUACUGUCAGAGAGCACCUGCUCUUCUACGCACAGCUGAAAGGCUACUCCAAAGACAAGAUUCCAGGUGAGGUAGACCGGAUCAUCCGUAUCCUGAACCUUGAGGACAAGCGACAGGCUCGCUCCAAGACCCUCUCUGGCGGCAUGAAGAGAAAACUCUCUAUUGGCAUCGCCCUCAUUGGAGACUCCAAGGUGGUGAUGUUAGAUGAGCCCACAUCAGGUAUGGACCCAUCAGCUCGACGUGCCACCUGGGACCUUCUGCAAGGGGAGAAGCGCGGUCGCACCAUCCUGCUCACCACACACUUUAUGGACGAGGCCGACCUGCUUGGUGACCGCAUCGCCAUCCUGGCAGGAGGAGAGCUGCAGUGCUGCGGGUCACCACUCUUCCUUAAGAACAAAUAUGGUGCUGGCUACCACAUGGUGAUAGUAAAGGAUGCUCUUUGUAACGUGUCCGAGAUCACCCGCCUUGUCCACAUGUAUGUUCCUAAUGCCACGCUGGAGAGCAGUGCUGGAGCUGAGCUCUCUUAUAUCUUGCCCAAAGAAAGCACCAACAGGUUUGAGCUGCUGUUUGCUGAGUUGGAGAUGAACAGAGAUGAGCUGGGCAUCGCCAGCUACGGAGCUUCAGUAACAACUAUGGAAGAAGUUUUCCUCAGAGUGGGAAAGUUGGUGGAUUCUAGUUUGGACAUCCAAGCAAUCCAGCUGCCAGCCCUGCAGUACCAACAUGAGAGACGCUCCCAUGACUGGACCACAGAUGACGCCAGCAGCAUCAGCGGCAUGACCGAUGUCACCGACUUCACAGAUAGUGGCACACUCAUCUCAGAGGACUGCUCCAACAUCAAGCUGAACACUGGGGUCAGACUACACCUGCAACAGUUCUAUGCCAUGUUCCUGAAGAGGGCGCUGUACAGCUGGAGAAACUGGAAGGUGAUGGUGGCUCAGUUCCUGGUCCCUUUGGUUUUCACUGUUGUGGCCUUAGUAGUGGCACGCACCUUCCCCAAUCACCGGGAUGCUCCUCAGCUGAGGCUGGGACUCAGCCGCUAUGGUCCCACCAGGGUCCCUGUGGCUCUGCAGCCUGGGGCGGGUCCCCUGGCCUCUGCUCUUGCUAAUACAUACAGUUCACAGCUAUCUGCCCAGCUAGGCCAACUCAUCAACAUCACGGACUUUACUGAUUACAUCCUGACCCAGGCACAGGAAGAAGGCGGCAGCUUUAAUGAGCGCUGUGUGGUGGGUGCUGCUUUCCGUGGCAGCAGCAGCCAAUAUGCAGAAGCAACAGCCUACUUCAACAACGAGGGCUACCAUACACCCGCCACAGCCCUCAUGAUGGUGGACAAUGCUCUCUUCAAACUUCUAGCAGGGCCGAAUGCUUCCAUCCAGACGGGCAAUUACCCCAUGCCACGCAACCUGUCUGAGAUCGCCCACAGCCAGCUCACAGAGGGAAAGACGGGCUUUGCCAUUGCCAUCAACCUGAUGUACGGUAUGGCUUCCCUGUCCAGCACCUUUGCCCUGCUGCUCGUAACAGAGUCCUCUAUCAAGUCCAAGCAUGUGCAGCAGGUCAGCGGCGUCUACCUGUCAAACUUCUGGUUUUCUGCCCUGCUGUGGGACCUGGUCAACUUCCUGCUGCCCUGUGUCCUCAUGCUGGUGGUAUUUCAGGCAUUCGGAGUCAAGGCUUUCGUAGACAACAACCACCUGGUAGAUGUGUUGUUGUUACUGCUGCUGUAUGGCUGGGCUGUUGUGCCUCUUAUGUACCUGCUCAGCUUCCUCUUCUCCACUGCCGCUACUGCCUACACACGCCUCACUAUCUUCAACAUGAUCUCUGGCACGGCCACCUUUCUGGCUGUCACCAUCAUGACCAUCCCAGAGUUGAACCUGCAGGACCUGUCGCACUUACUGGAUAAGGUGUUCCUGAUCUUCCCAAACUAUUGCCUGGGCAUGUCCUUCAGCCAGUUCUACCAGAACUAUGAAUUCAACUCGUUUUGCACCUCCAGUCCAAUCAGCCAGGCAUUCUGCAAAUACUUAAACAUCACAUAUCAGACGAACUACUUCUCAAUGUCAGAGCCUGGUGUGGGACGCUUCCUUGUGGCCUUCUCAGUGCAAGGUGUAGUCUUCAUUAUUCUGCUGUUCGUCAUUGAGCUGCAGUGUGUCUGCACUCUCUGGAGACUCCUCACCUCCCUGUGCAGAAGACGCAAACAGUUACCUCUAAUAGAGGAUGCAGCACUGCUUCCAGAGGACAGGGAUGUGGCUGAAGAGAGGAAGAGGGUCCUGGAGUGCCAGCCAAUAGUAGAGUCUAUGGUUGUUAGCCCCCUCAUACUGCAGGAGCUCAGCAAGGUGUACAGCAGCGGGGAGAAUCUUCUGGCUGUGGACAGGCUGUCUCUAGCUGUAGGGAAAGGUGAGUGUUUCGGCCUCCUGGGCUUCAAUGGAGCAGGCAAGACCACAACUUUUAAGAUGCUGACAGGUGAUGAGAGUGUUACCUCCGGGGACGCCUACAUUGAUGGAUACAGCAUCUUGAGAGACAUUAAGAAGGUACAGCAGCGCAUUGGUUACUGCCCUCAGUUUGACGCUGUGUUGGACCACAUGACAGGAAGAGAAACUCUGAGUAUGUAUGCCAGGCUCAGAGGAAUACCAGAGAAGUAUGUGUCUGGCUGUGUGGAAAAUGUCCUGCGGUCGCUGCUGCUGGAGCCUCAUGCUGAUAAACUAGUCCGCAGCUACAGUGGCGGUAAUAAGCGGAAGCUGAGUGCAGGCAUGGCUCUGAUUGGUGGGCCUCCGGUCAUCUUCCUGGAUGAGCCUUCGACCGGGAUGGACCCUGUGGCCCGGAGGCUGCUGUGGGACGCUGUUACACGCACACGGGAGUUUGGAAAGGCCAUAAUCAUCACUUCUCAUAGUAUGGAGGAGUGUGAGGCUCUGUGUACCAGGCUGGCAGUGAUGGUCAACGGUCAGUUCAAGUGUCUCGGGAGUCCCCAACACCUGAAGAGCAAGUUUGGCAGUGGCUACACCCUGCUGGCUAAAGUACACAUAGAGGCUGAGUUGGAGGACAGUGACCUGCAGCUAUUUAAAGACUUCAUUGAAAGUACCUUCCCAGGAAGUCAACUAAAGGAUGAGCACCAGGGAAUGGUGCACUAUCAUUUGACUGACAAAACACUUUCCUGGGCCCAGGUGUUUGGCACUUUGGAGGCAGCCAAAGAGAAAUACCGCAUUGAAGACUAUUGUGUGAGCCAAAUAUCACUGGAGCAGGUGUUCCUCAGCUUUGCCCAGUUCCAGCACUGCACAGAGAGCGGGAGGAAGUAAGCGGAGCGAGGAAUCCGUCCAUCCAUUAUCCAUUUUCUACAGUGUGUGUGUGUGUGUGUGUGUGUGUAGGACCUGUGUACAUGGACUUGCCUGCGUACACAGGCUGGAGCGGAGCGUAGUUUAUCCCUAGCUCCAUUUUUACCUUGACCACCAACACACAAACAUGCACACGCACACACGCGCACACACACACACACACACACACACACACACACACACACACACACACACACACACACACACACACACACACACUGGGGCCAGUCUCCAAAAACAUCAACUUCAGCAUUACUACUACUGUAUCACGUUGGUGUGUCUUUGUUGGGUCAUUCAUGCCGUUGUUGUUGUUGUGUGAUGAGAAAGUAGGAGAAUUGGGAUUAUGACAUUGAUUAUACCAAGUAAUGAAUUCUUGAGUACAUUAGAUACUACCACUACUCUGAAUUGUGCGUGACAUGGCUUAUUUGUGUAUGUGCACUUAUGUGUUGUCUUUUUGUUAUUUAUGAUUUUAUUUUAUUACUUGAUUUAUGUUUCCAAAAAUGUGUGCUUUUUUUUGUGAUCAUCACAAGAGAAUGAACCACUCCCAUUUGAUGCAUUUAUGAAAUCAUUGCACACCUUUGCGCCUUAUCUAACUAAUGGGGGGUCUUGUUUCUUUAUAUUGCCCUAUACAAAAUGCUUAGUUAUCCUUAAGAGCCUCUUAAUGUUGUUGCCAGAUGUAAUAAUGUGAUGUGUUCAUGGUACUAAAAACCACUUACCCAUUCAGGCCAGAGCAGAACAUUUACUCAUUUAAAGACAUUGGUACAUUAAUGAAUGCAUGCAUAGAAUACGAUUUACAGAGUGCAUGAUACUGAGAGAGCUGCUCGCGAUUACUAGAAGUCCGUCCUUAUUGAGGAUUGAUCCUCAGAGUACAUUUAGUCCAGUCUGAGUACAUUUAGUUCGCCUCCAUUUUUCAGUUCUUGUGAACCAGUUAUUCAGUUUUUGCUGCCAAACAAGUAACAGCAACAGUGUGUUACCUUGUGGAUAUCCAGUCAGGAGAUUAUUCUCAGGUCUGGACUUGUGUCAGACUGCAUGUGACUGAUUUGGACCUAGAAAAACUAGACUGCAAUGACCUUAGAGGUGUUUUGGUACCUUUUUUUUUCUUGCAGCUAUGCAUUUCAUACAGUACACCUGUCUGUGUGUGAGAGUGUGAGUGUGUGUGUGUGUGUGUGAGAGGGUAUGGCAACACAUGAUUCCUGAAUUCAUCCAGACUAAACUAAAACAGUGCUAUUAUAGUCCUUAAAUAUUAAAACCAAGAGAUUGUUAUUGUGCAGUGGGUGGACUUGACUACUGUGUCAUCUUUAAUGUAGAGUUGCUCCUUCAGGGAACGCCAGAAAAUGCAAUAAAAAGGCCCAACAAUGGUAUGGAUAGUAAAAGAUAACUAAGUCCGCUGCGUACAAAUGCCUUGUUCUGAGGAAGAAUGAUCAGCGCAAAGUUUGUUCCUCUUUCAUUUGGAUGUGCUACUACAAAUCUCAUUUCAGAGUGUGCCCAUUCACAUCACAUUGUCAAAGCCUUGUUUGUACAUUUGAAAAAAAAAAAUCCACACAUAUUGAUGAGAACAAUACAUUAUAUUCUCAGUUUCCUGCGUUUCAUCCAUAUUAAUGAUCAGUGUUAUAAUCUGGGAUGAAUUAGCGAUCAGAUUAAUUUGAGUGUGCGAAUGGCAUUCCUACUCUUAAACUCACUCUGACUUCACAGAUGUGAGAUGAAUGUAUUUACUGUCUAACACGAAAGCAAAAAUCACUGGAAGUAAUGAACUUUAUUAACAGCUUCAUAUGAUUUACAGCGCUUUCUUCAUGUCACAAGAUGUAGGUGAGGGAAAAAAAAGUAGACUUGACAUUCCAGAAAGACACGGAUAUGUGACAUAUUGGUCUUUAAAGGAUUUAAUUUCUUAAUUUUGACUUUUGUUACAUUUGUUUGUUUAUUUGCACAAUUUAUGCCUCAUAUUACAUGUAUGACUUGAAUCAAUUUCAAUGUUAGAUACGUAGUUUGAGGAAAAAUGGAAAGGUUUGUGCUGCUGAUAUUGAAAGAUUGAGUUAUGCUGAAAUACAGUGUAUCAUAUUUAAAAAGGGAAUUUACAUCAUUGUAAUUGUGUACUGUACCAUGGAACUGACCUUGUCAACUGUAUAUGUAUCACUAUUCUUUUUAAAUUAAAUAAUGCUCUAUGCAAAUGGAGGCAAAUAAAA